Messenger RNA from Carica papaya (papaya), 1039 nucleotides. RefSeq names its product Mitochondrial transcription termination factor family protein. Lineage: Eukaryota; Viridiplantae; Streptophyta; Magnoliopsida; Brassicales; Caricaceae. Gene Ontology annotation, molecular function: double-stranded DNA binding. Gene Ontology annotation, biological process: regulation of DNA-templated transcription. The record is from RefSeq and is a predicted model, not a curated record.
UCCAGCUACUUCAUCUUCCCGGCUAACUCCCCCCCCAAAGUUCAAUGCUUUCUUCUUCCCUUUACCUCCCUCCAUCUUCCUCUUCCUUUCUCUCCAAAACUCUAAAUUCCCAAAUCCUAUCUCCAUCUCCACGCCCUACUCCUCAUCUCUACAUCAAGUUCCGGACCUCCCACCGCGAGAAUCUCCGCUACCUCAAAUCCCUCGGAAUCGUCAAUCCCACCGCUGCAAAUCCCCAAAAGCCCAUUUCUCCAGAUGCACUAGCUCACAUCAUCGCCGCCGUAAAUUUCCUCAAAUCCAAGGGCAUUUCAGAUUCCGACUUCUCCCGCCUCGCCUUCUUUUGCCCCCAACUCUUCUCUCCAACCUUCGAUACCCUCGAACUCGAACCCAACUUCGCAUUCUUGGCCAACGAUUUGCGCGCUUCGACAGAAGAAUCGCGAGGUCUGAUCGUUAACUGCCCUGAACUUCUCUUCUCGAACGUGGAGUACUGCUUGAAGCCGACGCUGAAUUACUUGAAGAAACUAGGGGUGGAGAAAUUAAAUGUGCCAAGUAAACUGAAUGCACACCUCCUAAACACAAGAGUGCAGAAAUUGCGGGGGAAGAUAAAGUUUUUGAAGAGUAUAGGGUUGGGCUACGAGGAGGCCAAGAGGGUCUGCCGGAGGAUGCCUGCGAUUUUUGGUUACAGCGUGGAGGAAAAUUUGAGGCCCAAGUAUGAGUUCUUGACGGAGGAGAUGGAGAGGAGCUUGGAGGAAUUGAAAGAUUUUCCUCAGUACUUUGGGUUUAGUUUGCAGAAGAGGAUAGCACCAAGGCAUUGGCAUUUGAAGAAGAUGAAUAAGAGGAUUAAGUUGAAUAGAAUGUUGAUGUGGAACGACGACAAGUUCUACUCAAAGUGGAAGUGAAUUUUUUGUCUUUUAAUCUCAAAAUAUAUUUUCUAUGUAGAUUAUGUAUGCUUUAAUUUGGAUGCUUACCAUUCAUACCAUUAGGAAUGGGCAGUGUCCAAAUUCUGAUUUUAUAUAUACAUUACCACUGUAAUUUCUGCCGA